GUCAUCUCCUCCCCUCGCUCGCACAUCUUUUACAAAAUCAUUAAACGAAAAUCCCAGCAUUCAAUUCCUCGGAUUCCUUUUUCAACACCAGCGCUUCCUGUCGCUCGCCAGAAAUCUAAGGCACGAAUCUUCGCCGCUUGGCCUCUGAAGCCAUGAACAUUUUCAGGUUCGCCGGCGAUAUGAUGCACUUGACCAGCAUCCUGGUCCUGCUUCUCAAAAUCUACGCAACCAAAUCUUGCUCAGGGAUUUCGCUCAAGACUCAGGAACUUUAUGCACUGGUGUUUCUGGCACGGUACUUGGACCUUUUCACGGACUUUAUCUCUGUCUAUAACACCAUUAUGAAGCUCGUGUUUAUAGUGAGCUCUACGGCCAUUGUGUGGUGCAUGCAGAGGAACCGGGUGGUGAGGCGUUCAUAUGAUAAACAGCUUGACACAUUUCGCCACUACUUUCUCCUUGCUGCAAGCUUUGCUUUGGCGCUUCUUGUGAAUGAGAAGUUUACGUUUCAAGAGAUCUUCUGGGCAUUUUCAAUAUACUUGGAGGCAGUUGCAAUUCUUCCCCAGUUAGUUUUACUACAGCGAAGUGGAAAUGUGGACAAUUUAACUGGGCAAUAUGUUUUCUUUCUUGGGGCAUAUCGUGCAUUUUACAUCCUUAACUGGAUAUAUCGCUACUUCACAGAGACACACUUCAGUCGAUGGAUAGCCUGCAUCUCUGGUCUUGUUCAGACAGCUUUGUAUGCAGACUUCUUUUACUAUUACUAUAUUAGCUGGAAAAACAAUACAAAACUUAAGUUGCCAGCUUGAGCCAGGAAUGUAUUUUUGAAAUCUUGAAGCUUAUUUUACCAAAUCAUUCUUAGUUUUCACUCAGCAAUCAGCAAUGUUGGUAAAAAAUGAGCCACAGUAUGAUACUUGGGCAGGAAGGAGGGAUAAAGGUUUCUUAUCAUAAUUAAGAUGACAAACCCAUGCCGACGGGUGAAAAAUUAUCUGGUUUUAGGUUGAAUACCCAUGCAAUUGGAAAUUUUAGAUUGGAUUGAUCAGCAUUCCAUGUUUUAGUCUGGUGAUAUAGUUUUGAAAUGUUUUUCCUGUCACUGAUUUUGACUUGAAAAGAUUUAUUGGAAUGACACAAUAUUGGCAGAACUGGCUGAUAUGCUGUACAUGGAUGUUUGUCGCACAUAUGUUUUGACCAAUUUACUCCAUGUAAUUAUAUGUUUAUAGUCGGGUGCAGUUAAUAAGUCGCUCUAGUGUUUUUA
This is a messenger RNA of Carya illinoinensis, 1246 nucleotides long. Its product is annotated as ER lumen protein-retaining receptor A-like. The coding region runs from base 153 to 800 and encodes 215 amino acids. The transcript is spliced from 6 exons. Gene Ontology annotation, biological process: endoplasmic reticulum to Golgi vesicle-mediated transport; protein retention in ER lumen. Lineage: Eukaryota; Viridiplantae; Streptophyta; Magnoliopsida; Fagales; Juglandaceae. Gene Ontology annotation, cellular component: cis-Golgi network; membrane; endoplasmic reticulum. The record is from RefSeq and is a predicted model, not a curated record. Gene Ontology annotation, molecular function: ER lumen protein retrieval receptor activity.